Messenger RNA from Urocitellus parryii (Arctic ground squirrel), 3605 nucleotides. RefSeq names its product zinc finger protein with KRAB and SCAN domains 3-like. Gene Ontology annotation, molecular function: DNA-binding transcription factor activity, RNA polymerase II-specific. NCBI's taxonomy places the organism in Eukaryota, Metazoa, Chordata, Mammalia, Rodentia, Sciuridae. The record is from RefSeq and is a predicted model, not a curated record. Gene Ontology annotation, cellular component: nucleus. Gene Ontology annotation, biological process: regulation of transcription by RNA polymerase II.
UCCAUAUGGUGCCCACUUUCUUGUGUGGGUUUAGUUCACCCGUGGCUGUCCUGCCAGUCCUGCCCUUCUUUUGUCCCCGAGUAGGGACAGAGGAGUCCUUUCCUGGCAGUGCCUUUGCAGUCUGCGUGCGGAGAGGGAGACCCUGGGGGAGGCCUUGGCAGGGGCGGGGAGGGCACUCCUUGGCCCUAAGAACUGGGUCGGGAGUGCUUACGCCAGGCGCAUUGUGAUUCCCUUAACCAGUGCCUUUUCCGGGUGUCUGGGUGGCCCCUUAGAGUGUCUGGAAAUAGGAUUCGUGGGUCACACAGACCAACUUUGAAAAAACGGGAACCGUUAAAUUUUUACUCGUCCUGGAGACAAGGAAUUUCCAAAAGUACAGCUUGCAACUACAGUGAGGCCCAUAUUGCCUUGGCUAAGAAUGGCUAGAGAGUCGAGGGAAAGCACAGCCCUGGAUGACCACUCUGCAGACGACCAGAUGGGGCUUCUGGUCAUAAAGGUGGAGGAGGAAGAGGCCUCUGCCUUUGCAGAGGAAGCCAGUUUGCCCUGUAGCCCCCACCAGGGCAAGGAACACUGCCGCCAGCGCUUUCGUGCUUUCUGCUACCCAGAGACAGCAGGACCCAAAGAGGUGCUGAGCCAGCUCCGAGAGCUCUGCCGACAGUGGCUGAGGCCUGAGAUGCACAGCAAAGAGCAAAUCCUGGAGCUACUGGUGCUGGAGCAGUUCCUGACCAUCCUGCCCAGGGAACUGCAGAAUUGGGUGCAAAAGCAGCAUCCAGAGAGUGGGGAGGAGGUGGUGGUACUGUUGGAGUAUUUGGAAAAGCAUCUGGAUGAGCCCACACUGCAGGUCCCAGGUGGUGACCAGGGGCAAGAAUUGCUCUGUUGCAAGGUGGCACUGUUGACACCAACCCUAGAGUCACAAAAUAGCCAAUUCCCACCAGUGAAGGCUCUGCUCAAGUGUGAAUCUUUGCAAUGCCAGCCCUUACAAGAUAGAGUUGCCCAGGGAGACAGCUGCAGAGAAGACACCAUGUUAGCUGCCAGGCUCACUCUAGAGUCCCGGGGGAUGCUGAAAACAGAAGAUGUGGACUUGACUCUGACCCCUGAGUGGACACAGGUGAAUUCCUCUCAGGUGAAUCUCUACAGACAUGAAAGGCAGGAAAACUGUGACAGCCUGAUCUCCCUGGCUGGUGAAAUGCAGACUAAGAUUGGGGAUUUGCCUCUAGCUGAGGAACAUCCAGAAGAAGAUCCUGGGAAGAUACCAUGCCACCAGGGUGAAGAUGUUGCCCAAAUGCCUACAUAUGCAGAAGCUAGUGAACAGGAGGCCAGAUUACACAGAAAGCGGAAAAAUGCCACAGGGAGUAGGCGACACAUUUGCCAUGAAUGUGGAAAAAGUUUUGCUCAAAGUUCAGGCCUGAGUAAGCACAGAAGAAUCCACACUGGAGAAAAGCCCUAUGAAUGUGAGGAGUGUGGCAAAGCCUUCGUUGGAAGCUCUGCCCUUGUCAUUCAUCAGAGAGUUCACACUGGUGAGAAGCCAUAUGAGUGUGAAAAAUGUGGCAAGGCCUUUAGUCACAGCUCAGACCUAAUCAAACACCAGAGAACUCACACUGGGGAGAAGCCCUAUGAGUGUGAUGACUGUGGAAAAACCUUCAGCCAGAGCUGCAGCCUCCUUGAACAUCACAGAAUUCAUACUGGGGAGAAGCCAUACCAGUGCAACAUGUGUGGCAAGGCCUUUAGGCGGAGUUCCCAUCUCCUGAGACAUCAGAGGAUCCACACUGGGGAAAGAAAUAUUCAGGAACCUGACUGGGAAGGUCAAGGCAGAAUGGAAAGCCAGUGGGAAAAUGUUGGAGCUCCUGUGUCUUAUAAGUGUAAUGAAUGUGAAAGAAGUUUUACUCAGAAUACAGGCCUUAUUGAACAUCAAAAAAUUCAUACUGGGGAGAAACCCUAUCAGUGUGAUACAUGUGGAAAAGGCUUCACCCGAACUUCAUACCUUGUUCAACAUCAAAGAAGCCAUGUAGGAAAAAAAAUUCUGUCUUAGUGACUGGUGCUAUACAUACUAAAGUUGGAGUUCAUUUGUCAUUAAACUGAAGCCAUCCUGGAGCCCUUACUGGUUACAGAAGUUUGAGGCUKGGGUUUUAUUUACCAGUACAUCAUCAAGUAUUAGAAAAUAUAAUCUGGCUGAGAUACAUUAUUCCCAACUGCAUAGUAACAGCUCCUUAAUUACUUAUGAUGAGAACUUUAACCAUAAGUUAUCUACUUGAUCAGGUUAUCUGCUUUUUCCUUAAACACACCUCAUAGAACAUUCCUUUUUCUUCUCAUGAUGGUCAAGGUUUCAGUAUUGUGAAUUUAAAUGAGAAAACUUUUUUAGUCAGCAUUAUAGUGGUAUUUACCAGGUAUAUUUUAAAUGGAGUUGUUUCUACAAAAGUAUUUCCAGAUGACUGGAGUCUUGCAAGUAUUUUGCUAGUGCAUCAUUUAUUAUAGAAACAUGCAUUCAUUACUGCAUUUAUUUACAUUUCUCACUUGGAUUCUGGCACCAACAAUCUCUAUAUCAGUCUAAGAUUCUGGAAUUCUUCAGAUACUGCAAGGUUUUCUAAUCAUCUUUUGCAAUUAAGAUUUGGGCAUUGUGAUACAUUCUCUUCUGCUAAGUGCAUUUUGUUCAUUAGGAAUUGAGUCAUUAUCCAAAAUCCUUUGCAGAUCAAUCCAGGUCUCUGUUUUUAUGUCAGUUUCUAAGACUUGGUAUUUCAGGGUUUUCAGGGAUCUAACAGACACAAAUCUAAUAAGACCUAAUGUAAUUGAUUUGUAUUACAGAAAUAAACCGUAUUAACUUUGUUUGAUCUUUUUGGGUGGAGGGGAGUGUGGUACUAGAGAUUGAACCCAGUGUUUACUAGGCAUAUACUCUACCAGUAAGCUAUAUCCCCAGCCCAAUGAGUAACUUAUUAAAUCAAUAAAAAUGCAUUGUAUGAGAUGGGUGUGGUGUUGCAAGUGUGUAAUCCCAGUAGCUCAGGAGUCUGAGGCGGAAAGAUCAUAAGUUCAAGGCCAGCCUGGGCACUUUAGCAAGACCUGUCUCAAAAAAUGAAAGGGGUAGAGAUGUAGCUCGGUGAUAAAGUACCCUUGGUUCUGAUUGCCAGUAUCAGGGGGAAAAAUGCAUUGCAUGAUUUCCAGACUUCCUAGAUAUAUAUUAGGAUCUGCAGAGAAAUAGAAUACAUGUAUGUGUAUAUCUAAUUGUGUAUGUUUAUUGUAACAAAUUGGAGACCCAUGUGAAUAAGCCAGUGGUGUGAGUUCCAGUCUGAAAACUGUUUCAGUUUGAAUAUGAAGGCUGAAAAGGACCAAUGUCCCAGGAUAUAAUUCAGUAGUAAAGCUCUUUCCUAGCAUACAAAGCCCUGGUUUCAAUCCCCAGUGCCUCAGGAAAAGUAAGUAAAAACUAAGAUAACUUUUCAACAUGUUCCCCACUUUUGAUUUCUAGUUCUUUUCAUUUGGCAGUCCUGGGAAAGAUGUUUGACAGCCUCAGGAUAGAGAAGACUGGCAUGAGGCUGAGAGACAAAUGACUGACUCAUCAUUAUCCAUUAUCCAGGAUAUCCUCAGCAUCUAGCAGAAUCUUGUUGAAUGAAUUAUUCUAA